Messenger RNA from Solenopsis invicta (red fire ant), 1959 nucleotides. RefSeq names its product syntaxin-7 (gene Syx7). Lineage: Eukaryota; Metazoa; Arthropoda; Insecta; Hymenoptera; Formicidae. Gene Ontology annotation, cellular component: SNARE complex; endomembrane system; synaptic vesicle. The record is from RefSeq and is a predicted model, not a curated record. Gene Ontology annotation, molecular function: SNARE binding; SNAP receptor activity. The transcript has 6 exons. Gene Ontology annotation, biological process: vesicle-mediated transport; vesicle fusion; intracellular protein transport. The coding region runs from base 433 to 1263 and encodes 276 amino acids.
GUCGCUCGGAGCAGUCGGUGCGGACACAAUUGAUGAUAGAGGUGAUACAAACGUCGCGGCCACUUUUGUUCGAGGAAUCCAUCUCUCGUCUGACCGUUAUCGAUCAACGUGAGAGGAAACGUCUGUUGUGUGCCUCCCCGAAGAAUUUCCACGACGUUCACGUUCGUACGUGUCAUGGAAUAUCGAGAAACGGGAUCUGUUGCUAGGCUGGCCUUGUGACUCAUCGCGCGAUCGACCCACUUGUCACCCCGUGUUGACAAGUGCGUGUACACGGGCGCCAGGAGUGGAAUUACACGCGAGACAACACGAACAGUGACGCCUCAUUGUUGCCUUUGACACGAGUGUUUUGCGUCUCUCAACUUCAUCGCGGAGGAACACUGACGAACGAUUGUUACUCUUGCAUCAAUUGCAAAUAACGCUGACAGCUCAAAGAUGGAUGCCGGAUUCUCAUCAUACCACAACGGUGGUCCUGCGCGGGAACAAGAUUUUGGCAGGUUGUCUCAGUCGAUUGGUACCUCAAUAUUGAAGAUAUCACAAAAUGUGUCUUCCAUGCAGAAAAUGGUCAAUCAGCUGGGCAGUUCUACUGAUUCUCAGGAACUCAGGAAUCAGCUGCAUCAGAUACAGCACUAUACACAGCAGCUGGCAAAGGACACCAGUGUUCAUCUUCGAGAUUUGGCUAUAUUAGCAAAUAACUCUGGUUCUACAAGCCCAGGAGAACAGAGGCAGCGAAAAAUGCAGAGGGAACGCCUUCAAGAUGAAUUUACCACCGCAUUGAAUUCUUUUCAAGCUGUACAAAGGCUAGCUGCCUCUAAGGAGAAAGAAAUGGUCAGGAAGGCUAAGGCCAGUGCAGGUAUUCCGCCGUUCGGAGAAAAGAAACAGGACGCAACGCUUAUUGAGUUGCAAGACAGCAGAACGUAUGGAAGCGAUAGUGCAAAGCAGAUGCAGGAUCAGAUGCAGGAACAAUUGAAUCUACGAAUGCUGGAGGAACAGGAAGCUAGUAUAAGGCAGUUGGAGAGUAAUAUUAGCGACAUCAACCAGAUAUUCAAAGAUCUUGGAGCUUUAGUGUACGACCAAGGAGAAGUGAUUGAUUCCAUAGAAGCGUCGGUCGAGAGAACAGAGGUUUCAGUCACCGAAGGUGCUUCUCAAGUAAGGCAAGCGAGUAUGUAUCAGACCAAGCUACGCAAAAAGAAGUGUAUUCUCAUCGUGAUCGCGAUAGUUGUAUUGUCGAUUUUGAUUGGCAUUAUAGUUUGGCAAAGCAACUAAAAAGAAAAAAAAAUAUGCACAUAUUUAUGACAAUGUACAGCAUGGUGGUAUAUGUAGCACUAAAAGACUGCUGUCUGUAAACUAUUACAGAAUCGCCGGUCGAUAAAAGUUUUUAGUGAAUUUCUGUCCAAUUCUAAUUAUUUUAAAACCACGCAAGAACGUAGCAUUGUUAUAGAGAUGCAAGAAAGUGAAGAAACACAUCUUGCGAAAUUAAUCCAUCUAAUUGUGAUAAUCUUAGGUGCGAGCUCUGAUUUGCGAAAGCAUUUUAAUGGCAUGUCUAAGAUUGCCGCAGUCCAUUUGUACGUUUCAAUACUCAUAAACUAUCAGUGUACGAUGAUCAACUAUAAUAUAAUAUAUAUACACGCGUGUAUGACAAUUAGGUAACUUACUGCUAUACGUAACAAAGCUAAUUAUGUAUGCGUGCGUAUUUGUAUGUUUGUGCGGAAUGCUUGUACAUGGUAAAAUAAGUAAUGAAGUAUGCUUGUUCUCUGCAAUGCAACUUUAUGUGCCUGUAAAAUAUCUUAAGAACUAUUCCUAACAGAAAGUUCAAGGCGAAUGUCUGAAAGAAUAGUAGAGUACUUUAAAAACACGUCAACAUUACAAAAAUUCAUAUUAAAUUGUAUGUAUUAAUUUAGUUUAGGUACGUUGAUUUUUGUUUUAAACAAAAUAUAAUAAACAAUAUGUAUAUAUAAAAAA